AAAUCUCUUAACGCCGCCACUUCAGCAUUCGAGCCAAAAACCACCAAGCAAGGACAUUUCCCACUUCGUUGAGACGAUGGCGGACCAGAGCAUGAGCCUCAUGGACGGCACGUACUUCGUGGGUCGUAAGGAGAUCCUGGACUGGAUCAACAAUUUGUGCGCCAUUAACUUGUCCAAAGUGGAGCAGACGUGCACGGGCGCUGUGGCCUGCCAGAUCCUGGACGCCAUGUAUCCUGGCAAAGUGCAGAUGAGCAAAGUGGACUGGGCGGCCAACAAAGACUACGAGUACAUUCAGAACUACAAGGUACUACAGAAGGCCUUCAUGCAACUUAAGAUCGACAAGCACGUCGAGGUGGAUCGCCUCGUACGUGGCAAAUAUCAGGACAAUCUCGAGUUUAUGCAGUGGUUCAAGGCCUUCUACGAGCGCAACGCCUCUGGCCAGCCCUACGACCCCAUUACGCAGCGUGAGAAGGGCAAGGGCGGUGCGCAAUUCACGCAAAAGUUCGGCGGGGGCGCUGGAGCCGCGUCAUCCGCUCCAGCGGCGCCGCUACGUCGAAAAGUGGGCGCUACUACGACCUCCAGAGUCGGACGGACGCCGCCUGGAGCCCCAACAACUGCAGCUGCUACUCGCACUGCCAGAACGUCUACGGGAGCCACGCGUCGUCCCGUGGGAAGCGCUGGAUCGACUGCAGCACCGUCUGAAGCGAACACGGAAGCGGCUGUUGCGGCCGCAACGGCGCCUUUGGAGAAGGAACUGGAGGAACUGACGGCCAACAACGAGGCGCUGACGAAUGAGAGCGGCGAGCUGCGCGCGAUGGUGGAAAGUCUGGAGAAAGAGCGCGAUUUCUACUUCAAUAAACUGCGCGAAGUGGAGAUCAUGCUGCAGUCGGCCGAAGAUAACGAGACGAAUCCGCUGGCACAGGCGAUCUUCAAGGUGCUGUACGCCACGGAGGAAGGAGCCGAGGACGAACAAGUGGCGGGCGAGCCUCAAGACGAGCAGAUGUAGACGAGCACCAGAUUUCAGAUGCUUCAUAAUGGAAAGCUACAUUAAACAAGCACAUAACUGGAAGGAAAGAUCGACAAAGCGUAGGUUUGCAUACAAAUUGCCGGUAAAGACGCAAGGAAUGAAUACAGUACUACGUGCUAUUUGAGCGGUAGGGCGUAUAUUGCCUAUUCUGUACAGCUUUCAACCGCACGUAGGAGAGCUAGUAGUUAGCAGUGUCCGCCAGGGAGCACAGGCUCCUCCGUGAUCAGGUCUUGAGCUGUCGGAGUCUCGGUCGCUGGUAGUACCGGUGGUACUGUAGCACUAGGUGACGGUGCUUUAGAUGGUAGAGCGGUAGCGUGUGACGGUGUUUCAGUUGGUAGAGCGGUAGUUGGUGUCGCUGUCUGUAUCGGAGGUAGAGUAGAAGGGAUGGGGGUCUCGAUUGGCGCUGCGGAGGUCGACGACGGAGCGGUGGCAUCAGUUGGCAAAGGCGUCGAAGGCUCUGUAGUUGCUGGUGGUGUCGUAGUCGGCGUUAAGGUGGGAGCAUCAGUCACAAACGUCGGCAGGGGCGUCGCAGUCGGCGUGGGAGCUGCGUGAUCAUGGGAUACGUCGUUGGAGAUUGUGUCGUUUGGAUCGCAGAUCAUCUUGAGACCUGAACACUCUUGGUGUUCCAGAGGACACUCGUCAACUGGUAGUCUUGCAACACACAACAUCCAGCACACAUCCGCUUGAGUUGUGGUGCCAGUACAGUCACAUUUCUUCUCGCAUUUAGCAUCAAAGAACUCGGUGUGAUAAUUACACGCCUGAUGGCAGCCCACGGUGGGAGGUCUCUCCACUCCAGGCUUUAAAGUGCAUAUCGAGUACGUGCAGCUUCCUUCCGACUCGACUAAAUGCCGCCCGCCAGCACAACCGAUAGCCUUGAGGUCACUCGAGUCCCCAUUCGAUAACAAGUGACGCGUAGUCCGGUUGGUGAACUCGUCAAAGUCCAUGUUUGUCUCGAGUAAACGUUGGUACGAAGGCAACAGCGUCAUCUUCCCGAACCAGGCGCGAAGAUUCCGUUGCUCUGGAGUGGCCCCCACCAGUUCUUCAGGCAUUCGCAUGCCGUGCAUGACAGCCGGGAGAUGGUGACUGGUUUCCAGCCAACGAGACACCCCGGUUCCCAUCAUGAUGACGAGUUCAUCCUCCUUUAAGUCUGGACGUACAAUCUCAUCCAGUUCGGUGGCUCCGAUGACCAACCCAGAGGCGUCGGACUUCAGACGUCGCUCUUGAAUGUUCCCGUUCUUAACGGAGAAGAACUUCGGUGCAGCCAUCGCAAUAAAGAGUCCGUGGUCUUCAUGCAUAUCCAACGACAAGUCUCGCUCAAUUUCUUGUGCUGAAAGAGACCGGGUAGAGCUUGACGCUGCAGCUUCGUAGGCGUGGAAAUGGUCGAGGCGCUUAGCGUCGCCAAUGAGUUUCCGUGCACUGAUGGAGCGUUCGCCGUCGCCCAUUCUGAACUCGGUCUGGUCUAAAGCUGAAGCGAACGUAUCCACUGCGCGCUCUAACGUACCACUGAACUCUUCGUAGAGCUCACGAUGACCAGGACAAAUGGCCGCCAUCGCAUUGAGCGUCUCGGUGUCCGUAUCAAAGAGUUCACGACCUGCAGCAGCUCGCAACGUGAGUCGACGAGUGCCAUCGCGGAACUGCUUGGUGGACAGGUAACGCACGCUUUCGUCCGUAUUUUCCGAAGCUACAGCGCACUGCACGGAACUAGUUAAGAACCGUUCGCGUACGUUGAUGUAGUUCGGGAUAUUCUUGAGUGCGAUGAUGCCUCCACGUUCUAAAGCCUCAAGCAUACGGCCCGGAGUACCUCCAGAUUGCAGGGAAGUGUAGUCGAAUGACGGGACGGUGAAGCUUGGAACGUCUUCAAGUGCAGCGUCAACGCGUACAGCAGCAAGUGCAGAACAUGCAAGUGCGAGCUUGAGACCACAAAGCAUGGCAAGAAGCUACUGGAUUGGAGUGGAGGUUGUUGCUUGAUGUGGUGGAAUGCAAAAUGGCAACUGGACGGCUGAGGUCAUGGGUCGAGGCAGUAGGUGGAUGUUAUGUAAGCAACUCAGAAAUGUCAACGAGUGGCAGUCACGCUGCAGCCUGCACUGCAGGUGCAGGGCUUCCUGCAGGGCUUGUCAAGGCAUGUCAUCGUCUUCUGACGGUGGGAGAAAUGGCAUCACAAUCGCGGGAGCGUUGCAGUGCCUCGAACAGCAAAGGCAAUUGUUGACUUGCCAUGCGCUUCAACCUCAAUCACCACGUCCGAUACAUCAUCACUGCAUUUGCUCAAUUAAUAGACUCAACGCCAACUUGACAAGGUACACGAAUCUUUUGCUCACGUUGCUCGCAUCUAACGAAGGUGUUGGAUUCCCAUUAAGUAAAGUAUCCAUGGUUUCCC
This is a messenger RNA of Phytophthora nicotianae INRA-310, 3401 nucleotides long. RefSeq lists its product as hypothetical. The record is from RefSeq and is a predicted model, not a curated record. Gene Ontology annotation, biological process: protein localization to microtubule plus-end; regulation of microtubule polymerization or depolymerization; spindle assembly. NCBI's taxonomy places the organism in Eukaryota, Oomycota, Peronosporomycetes, Peronosporales, Peronosporaceae. The coding region runs from base 77 to 1006 and encodes 309 amino acids. Gene Ontology annotation, cellular component: spindle midzone; microtubule organizing center; microtubule plus-end. Gene Ontology annotation, molecular function: microtubule plus-end binding. The transcript has 2 exons.